CGGGUAUGUUUUUGCGUGCUCUGUUCAUGCUUGAAGUCUCGCGGUACAUUCUGCUAGUGUAAUCCUGGGCCGCGGCCGUGUUCUGAACGGAGCUCUGGUGUGAGGGGGAUACCGCGGGGGUACACAGAUGUACCGCAUUGCAUACCUACAAUCCUACAGCUGUUACUGCUAAGGCUUGUUUCAUCCAAGGUUAUAAAGGGCAGAUUUGUGCUUUUUGAAAAAUGUCUAAAAACAAAUCCAAAUCAAGGUCCGGGUCAUCCCGCUCUGCUUCUCGAUCAAGAUCCCGUUCAUUCUCGAAAUCACGGUCACGUUCAAGGUCUGCUUCACACUCAAGAAAACGCAGGCACAGUUCCCGAUCUCGCUCAAGAUCUUACUCACCUGGGUAUAAUAGAGAGAGAAAUUAUCCAAGAGUUUAUCAAAAUCGUGACUUCAGAGGAUAUAACAGAGGUUAUAGAAGACCAUACUAUUUCCGUAAUCGUGGAAGAGGCUUUUAUCCACGGGGUCAGAAUAAUCGUGGUGGCUAUGUAAAUUAUCGCCCUAACUGGCAGAAUUACAAUCGCCAACAAUAUAGUCCCCGUAGGGGUCGGUCUCGUUCCCGUUCCCCAAAAAGGAGAUCAAUUUCUCCUAGGUCCAGGAGCCACUCAAGAAACUCGGACAAGUCAUCCUCUGAUCACUCUAGAAGGUCUUCAUCUUCUAGGUCUUCCUCCAAUCACAGUAGAGUGGAGACUAAGCGUAAAUCAAAAAAGGAGAAGAAGAGUCAUUCAAAGGAUCAAAGAAGCUCUGUCCAGGCAACAGAUGAUGACUCUAAGGAACAGUCUGCAUCAGUAGCUGAUAAUGAAGAUGCAACAGAAGGCGGCAAAACAUGGCAGGAUAUGGAAGCGUAUGAUACAAGUCCUGUACCCCAGCACAGUCCUGAAGAACGGGCACCAACAGUUAAAAGCUCUGUGCAGUCUGUAGUGGUGAGACGCUGUUCUCCCAGGCCAAGUCCAGUGCAAAAACCCAGUCCUCCUUCUCCCUCUGUAUUACCAAGUGGUGGCACUUUAAGGUCAUCUCGCCAGAGUCCUUUUGAGCACAGCUUGAGCCCACCAAGAAAAAGUCCUAUGACAAAGAGCUCACCCACAAUGGGUUCGCUCUAUGGAAAUCAAAAAGAAGAGGGCAGAUCUGGAGAGUUGACUGCACCCAUUGGCACUGGAUAUAAAAGGUUCAUGGAAGAACAGAGAAACAAGGCAUCGGAACUAGAAAAAGAAAAUGGCCGAGACAAAAUGAAGGAUCGUAGUAGUCCUACUGAUUUUGCUAUGAGUGAAUUGGAGAGGGCUUAUAAAAAGAGCGUAUCCCCAAAGCGCUACAAGAUGAAAGACGACCUGGAAAAACUCAAGUUAGCCGAGUUGAGAUAUGCCAAGGAGGAACUUGAACAGGAAAAAAAGGGAAGAGCAAGGAAAGACUCCGAUAGCGAUUCCAAGAAUCAAGACCCAUACGAUCCUGCAAAGUGGGAAGAGCUGUCUUUCAUACCUAGCGCCAAGGAGAAACGGAAAAAAUCUAAUGAUACAGAUGAUGAGAUCUAUAUGGAAAAACCCAAGAAAGAGGAGAAGGCCUCAAAAUCUAGUCAUAAAGGAUUUCUACCUGAAAAAAAUUUCAGAGUCACAAGCUUUAAGUCUUCUAAGGAGAAAAGUGAAUCCCCACCACAGAGGAAAUCGGAGAGCAAGGAAAAGCUUUUAUCCAAAGAAGACCUGUCCUUCUCAAAAUCCAAUUUUUCAGUUAGCCGGGAAACUGGUCCUAAUAUCCGAGCGGAUUCUUUUGACGAGGAUCUGGCACGUCCAAGUGGAGUAAUGGCACAUGAACGGAAGCUGUCUCGAGAUCUCGUCCACAGCAAUAAGAAAGAUCAGGAGUUUAAGUCCAUUUUCCAGCACAUCCAGUCUGCACAGUCUCAGCGCAGUCCAUCUGAGCUGUUUGCACAACACAUUGUGACCAUUGUCCAUCACGUUAGAGAACAUCAUUUUGGUCCAACAAGUGUGACUCUGAGUGACCGCUUCUCAAGUUACCUAAAGAAAACAAAGGAGCCGGAACCUUCGAAAUCUCGGAAGAGUCCUGAAAUUCACAGGAGAAUUGACAUUUCUCCCAGUGCUUUUAGAAAACAUGGGUUUGUACACGAGGAGACAAAACACACAAAAGAAAGCAGCCACAAGGGAGAAGGCAAAUACAGAGAGGAACCUUCUGAUCUGCGGCAGGAUAUUGAGCGCCGCAAAAAACAUAAGGACAAGCGUGACCAUUCCAGGGACUCUGGAGAUUCUCGAGAUUCAAGCCGGUCCAGGGAGAGGUCACCUGAAAAACCAGAGAAGGCGAGGAAGUCCUCAAAAAAGCACAAGAAGCACAGGAAAGUGCGAGAGCGUUCUCGCUCUUCCUCCUCCUCCUCACGUUCCUCCCAUUCCAAUCGAGCACCACCAGCAACAGAAGAAUUCCCUACCGAAGGCGAUGAUAAAGAGGAGAGCGCUGCACGUUUAGGAAACAAGGAUUUCCAAGGAAGCAGUGACCGUGGACGAGCAAGGGGAACUUUUCAAUACAGGUCCAGAGGAACAAGACCUUGGGGCCGAGGUGCAUUCCCAGGAGGAAAUAACAAUAACAACAACAAUGAUUUCCAGAAACGGAGCAACCGUGAAGAGGACUGGGAUCCCGAGUACACACCCAAAAGCAAAAAGUAUUAUCUGGUGCGGUGGUAAACAAAACGCCAGUGCAUAGUGUGGAGACGCCCAUACAUUACAGUGACAAUCAGUAUCCCGACUCCGUCUUGAUCCAUUCUCAUCUCUCUGCAGCAUGAUGACCGGGAAGGGGAAAACGAGGACAAAUGGGUGAAUCGUGGGAGAGGCCGUGCCAGUUUCCCUCGAGGAAGGGGCAGAUUCUUAUUUCGAAAGCCCGGCACCAGCCCUAAGUGGUCCCAUGACAAGUUCAGCGGGGAGGAGGGAGAAAUAGAGGAAGACGAGAGUGGAGCAGAAAAGGAUGAGAAAGGCAGCAUGCAAAUGGAUUAGCCAGAUUUUCAGAUUCUAAGAUUGGACUUUUUCCUACAACCCUUUACAUAGGAUAUUGUGAACUGCUGACAUUUUUCCACUUAAACAAAUUAGUCUCUUGACAGAUACUUGAUUUUAUAUUUUCCACUCUUCAUUGAUUUUUUUUCUUUUUUUAAUUCAUAUGUUAUGUCAAUUUUGGUGAAUAAUAUAAACUUAAGGGGAUACCGUAGACCUGGACCUUGACACAUUUCCACUACCCACCCAAUAUAUGCAUACAUUUUGAACUCUUAUUAAACCUAAAUCCGAUGUUUGUGUGUAACUUCAACAUCCCAUCCGCAAAGCAAAUGUCAUGUAUAAUUUUGUUAUGUGAAUUCCUGUAAAGAAUUCGUUUUCUUUUUUUUAUCUGUUUUAAGCUUGCUUAGUAAUACAUAGUUACCACAGAGAUGGUAUCCUUUUUAGAGAAAUAUUUUGAGGCUUUUCUUUAUGUGGGAUAAUACACAUUGAAAUAAACCUUAAUGGGUACAAA
Nanorana parkeri is the source of this 3525-nucleotide messenger RNA. It is a transcript of the gene THRAP3, whose product is annotated as thyroid hormone receptor associated protein 3. The record is from RefSeq and is a predicted model, not a curated record. Gene Ontology annotation, biological process: positive regulation of transcription by RNA polymerase II. Gene Ontology annotation, molecular function: DNA binding; transcription coregulator activity. Lineage: Eukaryota; Metazoa; Chordata; Amphibia; Anura; Dicroglossidae. Bases 222 to 2714 code for a protein of 830 amino acids. The transcript is spliced from 12 exons. Gene Ontology annotation, cellular component: mediator complex.